Penicillium macrosclerotiorum is the source of this 723-nucleotide messenger RNA. Its product is annotated as 5-formyltetrahydrofolate cyclo-ligase. NCBI's taxonomy places the organism in Eukaryota, Fungi, Ascomycota, Eurotiomycetes, Eurotiales, Aspergillaceae. The transcript is spliced from 3 exons. Gene Ontology annotation, molecular function: 5-formyltetrahydrofolate cyclo-ligase activity. The record is from RefSeq and is a predicted model, not a curated record. Gene Ontology annotation, cellular component: mitochondrion. The annotation marks the transcript as partial. Gene Ontology annotation, biological process: tetrahydrofolate interconversion; folic acid-containing compound biosynthetic process.
AUGUCCGGGCUUAUCGCCUAUCGAUUAUCGAUUGUCGCUUUAUCGGGAAACUCUCCGCCAUCGUUUCCCACGGACUUUCCUAUCGACACCAUCACUAUGGCUUUUCAAACUGCUAAACGUGACCUGCGCAAGCGGAUGCGAGAAUCCUUCCAGAAGGUACCUGCAGCAGCCAUCAAUAAACAGUCUGGAGUCGCCACGAACAAAUUGCUCUCGCUAGCAGAAUACCAAAAUGCAAAUAGUGUCGCAGUAUUUUUGUCUAUGCCGAGUGGAGAGCUCUCAACCCAUAGUAUCGUUCAGGAUGCCUUUCAGCACGGCAAAGCCGUCUAUAUCCCAUACAUCCAUACGGUCGACAAGAUAUCCGUCAUGGAUAUGUUGGCCCUCGAAUCCAUGGCCGAGUUUGAGUCCCUUCAACCUGACAGGUGGGGAAUUCCCUCAUUACAACCUACUCAAGUGCCCGGUCGGCGAAACUGCCUCUCGGGAAAUGGUCUAGAUCUGAUCGUCAUGCCGGGUAUGGCCUUCGAUCACGGAUUCCGUCGUCUUGGUCAUGGUAAGGGGUAUUAUGAUCAUUUUCUAACCCGGUAUUCUAAAUGGUCCAACAAAAUGCCAUUCCUUGUGGCCCUGUCUCUCCAGGAGCAGUUGCUCGCCGAGGAUAUUCCCGUCAUGGAACAUGACUGGUUGAUCGAUGCGAUCGUGGUGGGUGAUGGGCGGUAUCUGGACCGCAGG